This is a messenger RNA of Larimichthys crocea (large yellow croaker), 6743 nucleotides long. RefSeq names its product insulin-like growth factor 2 mRNA binding protein 1 (gene igf2bp1). The transcript has 15 exons. The record is from RefSeq and is a predicted model, not a curated record. Gene Ontology annotation, molecular function: RNA binding. Lineage: Eukaryota; Metazoa; Chordata; Actinopteri; Sciaenidae. The coding region runs from base 706 to 2511 and encodes 601 amino acids.
AACGUGAAUUGGAGUCGGUGGAGGGGCGGCGUCACCACUUCACCGGAUCAUCGCAGAGAGAGAGAGAGAGAGAGAGAGAGAGAGAGAGAGAGAGAGAGAGAGAGAGGGCGGCAGAAACCUAGAGAGAGAGAGAGAGAGAGGGAGGAAAACAUUUUCCCGAUCUGAUCCCGCCAUAGUUUUUCCCACUCUUCCACCACAGACCCAUCACCAAACCCACCCAGUACAACCCACCCCCUCCACACAGCGAUAGAGAGGCUAUAGGCUGCUGCUUUAUUCGUCUGCUGGGGCCGGCUGCAAGUCAAGGAUUUCAUUUCUUCUCCUGCUCCACUUAUUCAACUGGAUUUACAGACAGAUUCAACGUUUUUACACUUUGAAAAUCUCCCGUUUUUUUAUUUUGAGUUUGCCGCCGUGAAUUAUCGUUUGUUUGCUUUUCUUUCUUUUUUUUUUUUUCCAAUUAUCAUUAUUUUAUUUUUUAAUUUUUUUGCUAGAUAUUCUUGCCCUCUAGCGUGAUUUCUACUUUCCGUUACUGUGACAGGCGCGACAAUAUCUUGUUGCGCUAUUAGCAAAAAAAAAAAAAAAAAAAAAAUUCAGGGGAGAAACUUUUUUUUUUUCGGGGCUUCAAUUUGAGUUAUUCCGGGCUUUUUUUAUUCUGUUUUUUUUUGUUUUUGUUUUUCGGGUUUCGGACUUGGAGAAACAGUUUCCACCAUGCACAAGCUUUACAUUGGGAAUCUAGGCGACAGCGUGACUGCUGAGGACUUAGGAAAAACCUUUGACGACCACAAGAUCCCAUACUCCGGACAGUUUCUCAUGAAAACCGGCUAUGCGUUUGUGGAUUGUCCGGACGAUCAGUGGGCCAUGAAGGCUAUCGAGACGUUUUCUGGUAAAGUGGAACUUCAUGGGAAACGUAUUGAGGUCGAGCACUCCGUCCCCAAGAAGCAAAGGACCAGGAAACUGCAGAUCAGAAACAUUCCACCUCACCUGCAGUGGGAGGUGCUGGAUGGUCUGUUGGCUCAGUGUGGAACCGUAGAGAACUGUGAACAAGUGAACACAGACAGUGAGACUGCAGUGGUUAAUGUCACAUAUGCAUCCCGGGAGCACGCCAGGCAAGCCAUCCAGAAGCUGAAUGGAUACCAGUUUGAGAACAACGCCCUGCGCGUUUCAUACAUCCCUGAUGAGAACUCCGAGCUAGAGGGAGGCCAGCGGGGGCCCGAUAACGGCCGGCGCCCUGGCUAUGGACCCCGAGGUGGACCCCGCGGUGGCUCCCCGAGUUCUGGGAUGCCCUUCAAACCUCCGCAUGCCGACAUCCCUCUGAGACUGCUGGUACCCACGCAGUAUGUUGGAGCCAUCAUCGGCAAGGAGGGAGCCACCAUCCGCAACAUCACCAAGCAGACACAGAGCAAGAUUGACGUGCACCGCAAGGAGAAUGCAGGCGCUGCUGAGAAACCGAUCAGCAUCCACUCCACCCCUGAGGGCUGCUCAGCUGCCUGUCGCAUGAUCCUGGACAUCAUGCACCAGGAGGCUAAAGACACCAAGACGGCUGAUGAGGUUCCUCUAAAGAUUCUGGCUCACAACAACUUUGUCGGACGCCUGAUUGGAAAGGAGGGACGGAACCUGAAAAAAGUCGAACAGGACACAGACACCAAGAUCACCAUCUCCCCUCUUCAGGAUCUGACCCUGUACAACCCAGAGAGAACCAUCACAGUCAAAGGCUCUAUUGAAGCCUGCGCUCUGGCCGAGGUCGAGGUCAUGAAGAAGGUCAGAGAGGCCUAUGAGAACGACAUCGCUGCUAUGAAUCAACAGACUCACCUGAUUCCUGGCCUCAACCUGGGAGCUCUGGGUCUCUUCCCCUCUUCCUCCAACAUGCCCCCACCCCCGCCUGGGAACGCAUCUGCCGGCGCCCCCUAUGGUUGCUUUGGGGCUCCAGAGCAGGAGACAGUCCAUGUAUACAUCCCAGCACAGGCAGUGGGAGCUAUCAUUGGAAAGAAAGGACAGCACAUCAAACAGCUGAGCCGCUUCGCAGGGGCAUCCAUCAAGAUCGCCCCAGCUGAAACUCCAGACUCUAAAAUGAGGAUGGUGAUUGUGACAGGACCCCCUGAAGCUCAGUUUAAGGCUCAGGGCAGAAUCUAUGGCAAACUGAAGGAGGAGAACUUCUUCGGGCCGAAGGAGGAGGUCAAACUGGAGACUCACAUCAAGAUGGCCGCUGCUGCUGCAGGGCGGGUCAUUGGCAAGGGAGGCAAGACGGUGAAUGAGCUGCAAAACCUGACAGCAGCUGAGGUGGUGGUCCCCAGGGAACAGACACCUGAUGAAAAUGACCAGGUCAUCGUCAAGAUCAAUGGACAUUUCUACGCCAGCCAGUUGGCUCAGAGGAAGAUCCGGGACAUCCUGACCCAGGUCAAACAGCCACAGAAAGGCGGGAUGGGCUCUGGCUCUGGCCCUAAUCCCCAGGGCUUCACAGAGAUGGGCAGCCCUACACAGGGACUGACUCAGGACCACCAGCCACGCAGGAAGUGAGGGUCCCCACACCCUCCUCACAUACCGUGGCCACCACCCCACCCCCCCACCCCCACGCCUGACGGACAGACACAGACACAUGCACGGACGGACGGACGGAUACAGGAGAGCGACACACGGACCCAGCGAUAGACAGGGAGAGAUAUAAAGAGGGAGGGAGUACGCCCGAUAGCCAGAGAGAAAGAUCGGCGUUUAGAGAGAGAGAGAGUGAGAGAGAGAGAGAAGAUGAAUAAAAUCAAAAGAUGAAAUGAAUAAAAAGAGGAUUAAGAUUAAAAAAAAGAAACCUGAGAACAGAAACCAGAUGCCAGGCCAGAAGAGAGACUGAAUGAGGAUGGAGGGAUGAAGGAAAGGAGGGACAGAGAGAGGGAGGAGCCGUGUCGUCCUAGUGUGCCUUGUAGGGCUGCAGUCAGCUCCUCCUCUGCUGCAGCAUGAUACAGAUCCUGAUCAGACAAGUUUAAACAACAUGGCUGACGUUACUCACCUUGUAAGGAUAGAGCCUUACCGCUGUUGUUUACACCUGUCCACAGGUGGACUGCAGAGGGGAGGGGCUGGCUGGACAAAUCUUUGUUUCCUGAGAGACACUAGCGCACACACACUCGUUCCUCUGUCGCCCUCUACGGACCUCUCCAGCCAUCUGCAGUCAGUCCUAUAUUUUAAGGGUGGUUUUUUUAAACAUAGAGAUAUAUGUAUAGAAAUGUUUUAUUCAGAGCUAUUAUUGAUAGAAUGCAGUGAGGCAGAGCCGGGAGAGGGAGCAGGGAAACUGCUGCAGCGGCACGGGACGGAUAGGUCAGGGGUCUGGCGUUAGCCCAACCCACACCUAACCUCCCAGCCAAUGAGAGUUUAGAAGAGGGGCCGCAGAUGUUAACACUGCUCUUUAAAGACUCUCUCCGAAUAGCGGAGAGGUUAGAAGAAAAAAAAGGAGAAUAUGAGGUUGUAAAUAUAUAAUCUUCAUGUAAAUGUUAAGAAAUGCUGUGUCUGGCCGCCUUGCCUUUCUUCUUAAAGGGGUCUUCUGUAAAUUUCCCAGUCCCCUUGUCUAUAUGUAGCAUAAUGUAGCCUACAGCGAGGCUCGGGGCUGGGGAGGCACUGAGCUCCCCCUUCCACGUUUAGCCGUGUGGCGGAAGGCGCAGCAAGAGACAGUAAGGGGUGCAGAGGUCGCAGCUGGUCCUGCAGUUCUAUUGCAGUGGCUUAGCUCACGUACGUUAAACCAUUUAAAAAAAAAAAAAAAACAACUUUAUACAAACAGCCAGCAGCUAUGCUAGGUGGCUAGCGGCCCGCACCUUAAACGGCAUAUUUUAUAUAUAUUAUAUAUAUAUGAUAUGUGAGUUAGCCCGGCCCCUCGGGUGAAUGUAUUGAAGGCAGCGAGUCUACACCUGUAUGAAUAAGUCCUGCAAUGACAGACAGACAAGGUGUGUCUGAGACUUUCUGCUCAUUGCCUUCCUCCAGCGCUCGAUACUCAAGGCCAGCCUUCUCCUCAGAGGAGCUGGGGGUCCUUAAGACCAUCCCUGCAUUGACGCCAUCUUUGCUCACAAACAUGGCCUCUGAUGCGUGUAUUAUUAAAAUGUUUAGGACUGGUCUUGGCCGAGCGCGGGAACCAAAAAAAAAGGCGAAGUCUUCCAAAGCUCCUUGCCUUGAGCUCAGAGAGGGUAAAAUCAGUCGGAAGGGGAGCGGCUUCCUCGUUCUCUCUCCCAAUCUGCCAAAGGCCUGUGGGCGGAGCCUCCAGACCUUGCCUGCGUAUGAUAAUGAGGGGCGGGGUCUACGCCUGGAUGCUCUCGCCAAGAUUAGAACAGAUUAGAGAAGAAAUGAAAAAGAAAAAACCUACCUCAGGGUAAAGUUACCUCAGUAUUCCUAACUUUUUUUUGCUUGCUGGUGUUUUAUAUAAGAAGAAAAAAAGAAAAGAAGAGCUGAUAGUCCUGAAUAUUUUUUAUUUUUUUAAAAGAAAAAAAGUAUUUUUUUUUAGGUAUUGUCUUGUUGCUUUGGUUAUUUUUUUCUGUUUUUUUUGUUGUUUUUUGGUGUGAUGAUGGUUGAAUGAGCUCAGGAUGACGAGGCGGCUGUGUUCUUUCCCAAAGCAGAGAGAGAUAAAAUGCUGGUCUAGUGAGGAAAUGGGUCAAGUGCCAUUUUGCCUUUUUUUAGGUGAGGAAACAUGCCCUCUGUCUUCCUGAAAGUGUGAUUGGAGCAGCCGUUGUCUGAAACGGAAAUAUUGGCCAAUGGGGAGUGGUGUUAACUGGAGAGGGCGGUCCUAAAGUGCACACGGCGACCAAACUCAGAGGGGGCGACACUAAUAACCCAUCCUCCUCGGGUCACAUGCGACUUACCGUCCUCGUGGCUACCGGCUCACCUUGUGCCCCGAAGGACCGCUCUCUCCUGCCUUAUUGUGAUGACAUCAUCAUGAAGCCAAACAUUAUGAGAGGGCUUUAAGUGUGCAAGAGGUUACGAUUCUCAGCCACAAAGAAGACACAUGAGAGCGAGCUUUGAAGCCAGUUUUUCACCCUUUGCCUUUCUCAGCUGGAGGUGGGGAACUUGUCAUAUCAGAGUUGUGUUGAACGCAGCAGCAGAGGGCAUUCUACCAACACCCCCCACACACACACACACACUAACACACACACACACACAGACACACACCCACAAGCCUGAACUAGCUCUGACUUCUCUGAAUGUGAAUAUUUAUUACCUGUGCACUGACCACGACACCUCAGAUGCUCCCUGUUGGCUACAUGUGUGCUUGAUGAAUGUGUGCGCACGCGUGCGAGAGCGAGAAAGCAAGUGCAAGCGUUGUGUAUGUGCGUUUGUGUUCACUGGUUUUAAAUGUUCAUUUUUUGUCAGGGGAUGUGGUUGGGUGAAACUUUAGAAAAAGCAGAAAAAAAGUAGGACGAGAACCUAUGGCCCUCCGUCUGCGUUCCAACUGAGGGAGGAGGGAGAAAUCCAAGAACCUUUGAAAAAAAAAAUGGGAGCAAAAAAAAAAGCAAGAGAGUUUAAAAACAACAUUAACACAGCUGAGUGAUAGAUUAAAAACCUGUAUAUAAGAUGUUAAAAAAAGGUGAUCACAAUACUUUUUUGUAUUUUUGGAGAAAUAUAAAAAAAAUCAGAAUGGGAAAAGCCGUGUAGACAGGAAAGAUUGCGCUAAGCCAAGUCACUGAAGGACACUGCCAGAUAACUCUUUUUAAUGUCUGACCUGCACUCGGCGUCAUACACCGCCAAUCUUCAUCAAACGGCAAAACCCACCAGCUCACCAUCAGACAGGGAAAAAUCUAUUCUAUCGAGUCUAUGCUUCCAUUUUUGUCCAGAGGGGGUAACUUCACACUGCAACAUGGUUGUCCCGUGUUAGGUUUCCACCUCUUUCCAAACCAUAGAGCUCUGUUCACAACCACCAAGACACGCUAUUUUAGGAUUCAUUAUUCAGCCUGCAGCCAUUUGGAUUGGUUAGGAUUCAUUUCUUUUGUUUUAUUUAGUUUAUGACAAUACAGCAAGCUUUAUUUGGACGUGACAUCUGGGGACGUACUGUUGCACUAAUUGAUGAAAUAUGUCGACAACGUCAAACUUAUCAAAACGACUGAGAACCUCCUGUAAAAACCGCCUGAUGCAAUUCUUAAGAGAAAAAAGGUGGAGAGUGAAGGAAGGAGAAGGAAAGGGAGGGAGGAAGGAGAAGGGAGGUGGUAGGAUGUUCUGGGAUGAAACGUUAGAAAUAAAAACACCUCCUUUCUUACUGUCCUCCCUCUGUCCUCACACAAAACAAUGUAAUUCCUUCUCCUUUUCGGUUUUUCUGUACUCCAGGAGAAGAGUGAGAUGUUUUUAUUUCUUUUUAUUAUGAAAAAAAAAAAUCAUUUCAUUUUUGGAGCGGGCGGGAACAUAAGGGUCCCUCGCCCUCUCUUGCGCUGGUCUCCAUCGUGUUCGUUUUGCUCAUUUCUGUUCAAGACCUUUUUUUCGAUUUUCUUACUUUAACCACCUUUUUUUUUUUUCUAGAAUCGAAGUUCUGAGAAAAAAAAAGAAAAAUAGUUGAAUUGAUCAUGUUUUUGUUCUUUUGUUUUUGAAUGCACAAAUCUAUUAACACAACAGCUACUAAAUAGGAAUGAACUACUAACAUGUAGCUCAGUACAUGACAGUAACUGUGCCAAACACACAGGAAGGUGCUCAGUCCAAAAUGCAGUAGGGAGCCAUUUUGAGCAAAUAACCUGUAAUCACAGAAAAGGUCUUAGAUAACAUGAGUAGUACUCAGAGUGAAGAUUACUACAUUCAAA